Molecule: messenger RNA, 1803 nt
Organism: Miscanthus lutarioriparius
Lineage: Eukaryota; Viridiplantae; Streptophyta; Magnoliopsida; Poales; Poaceae
Source: the annotation of a GenBank genome assembly
AUGGCAGCUUCCUCCAUGGACAGGAUUACCCAGUGGGUAUCGUCCCAGGAGGUCGCUGCCGACCUCACCGUCAGAAUCGCCGACUCCGUCUUCCCUCUCCACAAGGCGGUGAUGGUGCCCAAGUGCGGCUACAUCCGCCGGGCCGUGGCGGCGGCGAGCCAGCCGCAGGGCACCGGGGCCGGCGCCGUCGAGCUGGACCUGUCCGCGCUGCCGGGCGGCGCCGACGCCUUCGAGAAGGCGGCGCGGUACUGCUACGGCGGCAGCCUGGAGAUCACGGCGCACGACGCGGCGGCGGUCCGCUGCGCCGCGGCGUUCCUCGACGCCCCCGACAUGGCCCGCCGCGCCGAGGACUUCCUAGCGCAGACCGCGCUCCGGUCGCUGCCCGACGCUGCCGCCGUGCUGCGGUCCUGCGAGAUGCUACUCCCGGCCGCCGAGGAGCUCGGCGUCGCGCGCCGCGCCGCGGACGCCGUCGCACUCGGGGUCUGCAACGAGGCGCUGUUCCCGACGGCGAGGCCGGGGGCGGGGGCGACCGGGUGGUGGGCGGCCGAGCUCGCGGCGCUGUCGCCGGCGUCGUUCCGGAGGGUCGUCACGGCGCUGCGGUGCCACCGCGCGGGACCGGAGGUGGUCGCCGCCGCGGCCGUCGCGUACGCGGAGCGCGUCCUGGCCGGGAUCCUCGCGCCCGCGGCGGCGCUCGGGCCCGGCCGCCGGGACCGCGACGCCGUCGUCCGGGCGGACGCGGACCAGCGCGCGCUGCUCGAGGCCGUCGUGGACGCGCUGCCUCCCGCCGCGGACGCGCCGCUCCCGGCCGCGUUCCUCUGCCGCCUCCUCCACGCCGCGGUCACCGCCGAGGCGUCCGCCAAGACGUGCCGCCACAUGGAGCUCCGCGUGGCGGCCGUGCUGGACCAGGCCACCGCGGGGGACCUGCUGGGCGUCGCGCUCGAUGGCGCCGGGGAGCGCGUCAGGAACGCCGACACCGUGCGCCGCGUCGUCGCCGCGUUCGUCGAGCGGCAGCAGCGUCAGCCGCCGCAGACGCAGGAGGUCCGGCGGCCGUCCCUGGCCGCGGGCGAGCUGCUGAGCGCGACCGGCGCGCUGGAGAAGGUGGCGAAGACGGUGGACGAGGUGGCGGCGGAGAUGGCGACGGAGGAGUCGCUGCCCAUCUCCAAGUUCGUGGGCGUGGCGGGCGCGGUGCCCCGGGACGCGCGGCCGUCGCACGACUACCUGUACCGCGCCGUGGACAUCUACCUCAAGACGCACCCGGGGCUGGACGAGAUCGAGCGGGAGAAGGUGUGCAGCGUCAUGGACCCGCUCAGGCUGUCGUACCAGGCGCGCCUGCACGCGUCGCAGAACAAGCGGCUGCCGCUGCAGGCCGUGCUCAGCGCGCUCUAUUACGACCAGCUCAAGCUCCGCAGCGCCGACGGCGGCGGCGGCGGAGGCGGCGCGGAGGAAGGAGGGUGGGAGACGCAGUCGGCCGCCAGGAAGGCCCGCGCGCAGGCGCGGGCUGACGCGUCGCUGGCAAGGGAAAACGAGGCGCUAAGGUCGGAGCUGGCAAGGAUGCGGGCGUACGAGUCGGGGAUGCAGCAGCACAGCAAAGGGAGCGGGUCGAGGUCGUCGUCGUCGUCGCGGGUCCCGGCGGCGGCCGCGGGGAAGAAGGCGAGCUUCUUGGGGUCGGUGUCCCGGACGCUGAGCCGGCUGAACCCGUUCAAGGGCGGGUGGGCCAAGGACACGGCCAGCAUCGCCGACGGACGUGACAGGAGCGCCAUGCAUGUGGUCAAGCCAAAGAGGAGAAGGUUCUCCAUUGGCUAA